Molecule: messenger RNA, 2650 nt
Organism: Platichthys flesus (European flounder)
Lineage: Eukaryota; Metazoa; Chordata; Actinopteri; Pleuronectiformes; Pleuronectidae
Gene: acads
Product: acyl-CoA dehydrogenase short chain
Exons: 10
Coding region: 93-1310 (405 amino acids)
Biological process (GO): butyrate catabolic process; fatty acid beta-oxidation using acyl-CoA dehydrogenase
Cellular component (GO): mitochondrion
Molecular function (GO): flavin adenine dinucleotide binding
Source: RefSeq, a predicted model, not a curated record
UGACAGUUACAAAUUCCGUCAGGCCCUGAAGGCAGCAGUUUGGUAAGCUCCUGGGGAGACAGCGGUUAGUGUCGUUCAUCCAGGAAGGAAACAUGGCCGCACUUAUCAAAGCAAGGAAAGCUCUAGGCUUGUGUCUCAGAGGCUGUCGAAGUCUGUCUCAACUAGCAGAGUUACCAGAGACUCAUCAGAUGCUGAGGCAGACCUGCAGAGACUAUGCUGACAGAGAACUGAUACCCAUCGCCGCCAAACUCGACAAAGAGCACAGUUACCCUGCCCAACAGAUUCAAGAGUUGGGGGCGAUGGGGGUGAUGGCCAUGGAGGUACCAGAGGAGCUGGGUGGUGCAGGGAUGGACUACCUGGCCUACAGUCUGGCUAUGGAGGAGAUCAGUCGAGGCUGCGCCAGCACCGGAGUUGUGGUCUCCGUAAACAAUUCUCUGUACAUCGGACCAAUAUUGAAGUUUGGUACAGAGGAACAGAAAAAGCAAUGGAUCACACCGUUCACCACCGGAGAGAAAGUGGGCUGUUUCGCACUCAGUGAGCCAGGUAAUGGCAGUGAUGCAGGUGCUGCCUCCACUAUGGCUCAUCAGGAGGGAGAUGAGUGGGUGCUCAACGGAACCAAGGCCUGGAUCACCAACAGCUGGGACGCCUCUGCCACAGUCGUGUUCGCCACCACUGACAAGAAACUCAAACACAAGGGUAUCAGUGCCUUCCUGAUCCCUAUGCCACACCCUGGGCUUUCUCUAGGAAAGAAGGAAGAUAAGUUGGGCAUCAAAGCCUCAUCCACUGCUAACAUCAUCCUUGAGGACUGCAGGAUACCGCUGGGCAACAUGCUGGGUCCUCGCGGUGCUGGAUUUAAGAUCGCCAUGCAAACGCUGGACAGUGGAAGGAUCGGUAUCGCAGCUCAGGCUCUGGGUAUCGCUCAGGCUUCUCUCGACUGUGCUGCAGAUUAUGCACAGAAACGCACUGCAUUCGGAGCCCCCAUCAGCAAGCUGCAGUCGAUACAGUUCAAACUGGCUGACAUGGCUGUGGCAGUAGAGAGCUCUCGUCUGCUCACAUGGAAAGCUGCUCUUCUUCGGGAUUCAAAGAAACCCUUCACUAAGGAAGCAGCUAUGGCCAAACUGUCAGCAUCUGAAGCUGCAACGAUGUGCUCACAUCAGGCGAUCCAGGUUCUAGGUGGGAUGGGUUACGUUGAGGACAUGCCUGCAGAGAGGCACUACCGUGACGCUCGCAUUACUGAGAUCUACGAAGGCACCAGUGAGAUCCAGAGACUGGUUAUCGCCAGCCAGUUACUGAAGGAAUAUGAGUCAUAGACACACUUCUGUAAGCGCCUUUGGUUUAAUAUUGAGAUUUAAUCCCAGAACUGGAAUCAGACAAGUAAACCCAGAGACACGGAAUCAUCCAGAAACAAAUGGAAGCCAGUGUGUUAAGCUCUUUAAUACUGUAUCAGUGUUAGAUCAGAGACUACAGUACAUAACUUUAUAGGAGGUUUAUUUGAUUUUACAUAUCCGUUAUCUCCAUUGUGUCAUAUCCAAGGGAAUUCAGGAAUAAUUUUAAAGUGGCAAUCUAACAGAUUUGAGUCCUAGUUGGUUUAGUGACCAGCUAUUAACAUUUUGAUAAAGAAGUCACUCAUCAACUUAAAAUAAUGAAUUUAUGUCACUGUAACUUAACAGACAUGUAUUUACAUGAACGUUUUAGGGAUUGCCACUUUAAAAACUGAAUGAAAAACAAGUUACCUCAACUGCCUUAAAGAGGAUACAAGUGCUUUGCCUUUUUAAAGGGUCAGUUCACUCAUAUUUCAUAUUUUGUCACAUUGAUCGCAUGUUUUAGAAAUUUCUUUCACUCAACUGCACAAGCAAAAGUAACACAACUAAUUAGAUGUACUUUAUCAUUCAGUCAACAUCAGCUAAGUUAAUCACUGAUGUUGUGCACAUUGCUGCACAUGGUCAUCAUUAAAUGAAUGGAACUGGCAGCAGAAAGACUAAGGAAACAUGUUACCUGUUAUCAUGUGCUUGAUGUCCCAGUCACUGAUGAAGACCAUCAGAUGUUGCUGGGCUCUUAAUCGUAACUCAAUCAAAUGUGAAUCUACGACAUCAGUUCUGAUGAACACGUCGACAGGUCCAUCUGAGGUCUCAGCCCCUUAGAACCACAUGGAUCUGUAAGCACCUCCACUCACCACAGUAGUCAUGAAUGUCAAAACAGACUUCUAAGCUCACCUAGUUUUAACAGAAAUUUGAACUGACCCUUUUUUAAAUCUACAUGAGGCUUCAUUUUGCCUAGACAUCUUUGUCUGCUCUAUGCUUUCUAAGUUUAACCACCAGGGGGCAAUGCUGUGUAUUCAUGUUUCUUGACCCACUUCUGCUUCAACCUUAAUCACAACUCACUGCAAACCAAUCAAAUGUAACCAUUUCCUCUCAUUUUACAUGACAGCUUUUCUGAUUUACAUUUGUGGAUGGCAGUUAGAGCAGAUAUUUGAAUGAUAAUGUGAACGUCUGCCUCAACAUUCAAACAAAUACAUCUUUGAGCUUGUUAGAGGCUGUGUCAUGAAUUGUAUCUGCUGAUUUCACAGACCUCUUGUUCCUCUGUGACAUAUGUGUACAUAUUUUAUUGUAAUUUAUUAUGUGCAAAUGAUAAUAAAAACUAAAUUACAAUA